AUGCUUAUCUCCCCGGAUAACGGUCUCAUCUUAUACGAGCGCGUUAUCUCAACAAAGGCAGAGCAUCACUUGCUGGACAAAUUGACCAAACCCAAGGACUACUUCAGUAAGGAGCGGGCCUCCGUGACCGCCACCACGGUGUUCACCUGGGGCAACCGGUACAAGAUUGGGGACUACGGGACGGGUCGUGAAGGGAUUGGGGGAGGAGGAGGAGGAGGAGGCGGAGGAGGAGGGGGGAUCAUGCACGGCGUGGGUAUCGGUGUUGGCGCACGCAGCACGGGGGACGCGGACCGCACGGUGUUUUCUGCUUACGCCCCCCUGCAACAGAAACCGCCGCUGCGGCUGUGA
Molecule: messenger RNA, 348 nt
Organism: Volvox carteri f. nagariensis
Lineage: Eukaryota; Viridiplantae; Chlorophyta; Chlorophyceae; Chlamydomonadales; Volvocaceae
Exons: 3
Coding region: 1-348 (115 amino acids)
Source: RefSeq, a predicted model, not a curated record